Messenger RNA from Ooceraea biroi (clonal raider ant), 442 nucleotides. Its product is annotated as 40S ribosomal protein S29. Gene Ontology annotation, biological process: cytoplasmic translation. Lineage: Eukaryota; Metazoa; Arthropoda; Insecta; Hymenoptera; Formicidae. The record is from RefSeq and is a predicted model, not a curated record. Gene Ontology annotation, cellular component: cytosolic small ribosomal subunit; ribosome. Gene Ontology annotation, molecular function: structural constituent of ribosome; zinc ion binding.
GGUUUUCGCACAUGUUGGAGAUGAAUUGAAUGGUCUCUCUCUCUUCGCGUUUCUGAACUCGUUGCGGUAGCGCACGCCUUUUGACACAGGCAUGGGUUUUCAAAAUAUUUGGUACUCGCAUCCGCGAAAGUACGGUCAAGGAUCCAGGUCCUGCCGUGCCUGUGCAAAUAGACACGGGCUCAUCCGUAAGUACGGUCUAAACAUCUGCCGGCAGUGUUUCAGAGAAUACGCAGCCGACAUUGGUUUCAAAAAGCUGGAUUAAGUAGCACGGAAGUAGUUUAAACUAUUUAUUGAUCCACCAUGCUAAUGUCUGAACUUACAUUGAUUCUUUUUAUUGGCCGUGAUGUCGUUGUGGGAUUAAAUUGAUAAUUAAAGUUAUCGUAACAUCUGUACACUCACAAGUAAAUUCUUAAUGAAAUAAACAUGUAUACAUAAACCCAUA